GGAAGUAGUAGUUCCACAACAAAGGCGGCUUCCUGUGCGUGCGCUCUUGUGCUGUCAUAGGCGUAAGGUAGAAGAUUUAGCUGUUUUAUUUCCCAUUUUUAAUGAAAACGGUUCCUUAAAGUUGAAUGGUUGGUCUAACGCCGCAGAGGUGCGGCUUUGUGCAGAAGUUUGUCUGCGCAUGUGCGGCAGCAGCGCCUCUGGCUCAGUAGCUGUGGCUGUGUGGGCGCUGUGAAGGGCAUGCUGCGGCCAGCGCUGCUCCGCGCUGGGCGCUCCCUGCGCCUCCCGACCCUGGCCGCCCAUCUGCCGGCUUCAUGCGGGCUGUCCCCGGCGUGGGGGACGUCUCCUGUCCGCCCGCUGCAGCUGAGCUCCGCCCUGUGCGCCGGACACAACAAGUGGUCAAAGGUGAAACACAUCAAGGGACCGAAGGACGAGGCGAGAGCAAAAACUUUCAUGAAGUUGGGGAUGUUGAUGAGGAUAGCUGUUAAGGAAGGUGGGUCUAACCCGGACCUGAAUAUAAACCUAGCCCACUUAGUGGAGCAGUGCAGGAGCAAGAACAUGCCCAAAGCAUCCAUAGACGCAGCAAUCAAGAGUGCGGAAAAGGCCAAACCGGCGUCCCAGCACAUGUUCGAAGCCCGGGGUCCCGGCGGGUGUCUGCUGCUCGUCGAAGUUCUGACGGACAACAACUCACGGACUCUGCAGGACAUCAAACGCCUGCUCAACAAGAACGGGGGGAUGCUGUCCGACGGGGCUCGUCACAACUUCAACCGGCGGGGGGUGGUGGUGGUGCCUGGUCACAGCGUCUCUGCGGAGAGAGCGCUGGAGAUGGCCAUCGAGGCGGGAGCGGAAGACGUCCAGGAAACUGAGGAUGAGGAGGAGAAGCUCCAGCUGAAGUUCAUCUGCACUACGUCCGACCUGAACAAGGUCCGGGGUUCACUGGAGGGACUGGGAUUACAGAUCACAUCUGCAGGUUUGGAGUUCGUUCCCCGCAAUCACUCUUCUCUGGAUCAGGAGCAGCUGGAAGCCGCCUCCACUCUCAUAGAGGCCCUCACUGACUGUCCAGAUGUAGUGAGAGUUUGGGACAACAUCCAGGCCGACAGCUGAGACGUUCGGGGGGUGGGGGGGGGACACACACCGCAUAUUUGGAAUACCUCAAGCAUUUGCCAUCUGAUACCCUUUCAAAAGAGUGUUGUGGUGAAAGCUAUGCAUGUUGUCACAGAGAAGAGACAUUUUAAGGAGGCAGUUUUGGAUGCUUUAUGUGUGGGGGAAACAUUAAAAAGAAUUAAACUGUG
Messenger RNA from Fundulus heteroclitus (mummichog), 1289 nucleotides. RefSeq names its product translational activator of cytochrome c oxidase 1 (gene taco1). Gene Ontology annotation, cellular component: mitochondrion. NCBI's taxonomy places the organism in Eukaryota, Metazoa, Chordata, Actinopteri, Cyprinodontiformes, Fundulidae. The record is from RefSeq and is a predicted model, not a curated record. The coding region runs from base 238 to 1101 and encodes 287 amino acids. The transcript has 5 exons.